Messenger RNA from Bemisia tabaci, 2554 nucleotides. RefSeq lists its product as uncharacterized. NCBI's taxonomy places the organism in Eukaryota, Metazoa, Arthropoda, Insecta, Hemiptera, Aleyrodidae. The record is from RefSeq and is a predicted model, not a curated record.
GUUAUUUAUUGCGUUUUCGUUUUUCUUCACCCCUUGCGUUUCCUUCUGCAACGUGUUGAAAGUUUGAAGAAUUUUACUUAUUUAACUUAUCUCGCGUCUUAUAAUUCAACUAUUAAUUACAAUUCGUCUAAAUAUGAGUUUGUCAAGCAUAAUCAUUUGCAGUAAUCGUCUUGUCUCUAAGAUCAUAACAGCCAAAAUCUGUGAUGGCAGUCGUCUCAAAUGGAGGCCUGUCAUGUCUCAGAGAGCCCUCAGUCAGUUGCAGCGGAAGGAUGAGGAAACAUUUGAUCCAGACAAACCGGUGGUGUUUUCAUCAAGUCCAGCUGCCAUAAGUCCUAAAUUAGUAAUUGUAAAUAGAGUCCCUGUAUCUGAUAUCGAAAGAAUGCCCUGGCACCAUCCACAUGCUACUCUUAUUAGCUCUAUGAUUUUCAUUAUCUAUUUUUUUUACUUGCGUGAGGAGAAUGAUAUUGACCUUGCGAUAUCAGGGUCAAACACAGAAGAGUAUGCAAAGAAAAUUUACGCCAUGCAGAAGGCUGCGGAAGCAGAAGAAAGAAAGAAGGGUGCCAAUCGAACAUGGUAGAAAGCAAAGCAGAAGUUCCCUUGCUUAUCCUAGAGAUAGCCUCGCCUCACGCGUGUCAUUUUUGUCAACUGCACAACAGCUUCUGAAGGGUUGAAACUAUCUCUUCUGAAGCUAGAAGUGAAUUUGUAGCUGAAUUCAAAUUGGAGGAACUGAAAUGAUAAUCGAGCCAUUCUUCAAAAAACAACAGAUGCAAUUUGCAAUGAUGCUUAAAUUGUGUAUCAUGUAUUCAAUUUGCAAUCAUAUGAUAAGGAGCCCGUGGUGACAUUUUGAACCCAAAAAUGUAGCCUAAUUUUACCGAUUUCCUCAUGAAAAUUGUGCGUGUGUGUUCGUUUGAUCUGAUACAAAUUAUGUUCAAAGUUAGACAGUCUGAAUAGCAUUUCAAAGCUCUGGGUCAUAUCUGCAAAAAAGAGACUCAACUUCUACAUCAUGGUGCUGAAGAGUCUGCAGUAGAACUGUAAAGGCAAGAUUUGAAUGAAAGUAUUUGUUGCACAUUUUCUGUACGAAAUUUUGCUCGGCAAACAUGGUGCAUUGUGUUUGAAUCAUGAAAAAGAGGCAUCAGCACCUUGCAUUUUAAAUGUAUAGGAACCAAUUUUAUCUCUUCUUGUGAUUGAGGGGCUUGGAGGGCAAGGUGCAUAAGUGCAGUUUUUGAAAAAUUGAGAUAAGUAUUAAUGAUUUCACGUAAAACUUGAUCCAUAUUCUGCGAAAAAUUUUCUCCCAAAUUCUGAUUUUUACGCAUCAAAAAGUCAGUUUAAACUUUCUCUCCGCUGUAAGGGUCCAUGUAAUUCGGAAACUUGUAACGCCUCCAGAUGCUUGUAGUGUAAUUUUCUUUCAAAUUCAAAGAAGCGCAGUGUUGUUAAAAUGUUGCUGCAACCUUUUCAGCUCAAUUUUUGCUGCUCAUGGACGGUCAUUUGUCCAGUCCAGUGGCAAACUUUCUCCAACUUUCUCAAGAGGCGAGCCCCUCAUAGGAAAGGAAGGAGUCCUCCCCUGAUAAAAGAGGGCAGAAGAUCCUAAAGAGGCCCUAAAUGGCUCUGCGAUAUUUGGACCGCGUUAAUCAGAAAGGAACCAAGCCACAUCAGCUAUUGCCAAAUUUAAUUGGGGGCAAUUUAAUUUUUUACAUGAAAACGGUUGUGUGGAUUUUCGUGCAAAUUUCAGUCAAAAUUCUCCGUGAUGCGUAGCAAAUUCCUUAAAAUUUUCAAAGAAAUCCGAACAACCGUUCUCUCGUAAAAAAUUUAACUGCCCAGUUAAACUUGGCAAUCGCUGAUGUGGCUUGGUUCCUUUCUGUUUAACUCGGUCCAUUUCUGUGUAACAAAGUGCCAGACGGGGCCAUGAAUAACCUGUCAAAAGGCAUCCUGCGUGUCCCCUAUCGGCAGAAGUUUAGAGGGCGAUCGUCUCCUCAUGCCCGUGAGCCAGUUCGCUCCUUGUCAAGUCCUUGGUAAUUUUUAAUCACAGCACCAAUGUUUGAAAAUACCCGGGAGCCUCUUCAUGAACGUUCUGUACAGUGUAACCUUUAAUAACUUAGCCAUAAUAAUGUCCUGUAAGCUUGUUGUUCUGAAAUCGUACAGCCUGGAGCCUUUGACCUAAAUGUGCACAAAAUGAAGUUUUUGCUUUCUAGUCCUUUUUUUCUCUUUCUCCUACUGUUUCUUACAGUUAAGGUGUUGGGAGCAGGAAGGGCCUUUUUUAGUCGUGCUGUUUCAGAAUCUUCAGUGCUAAUUUUUAUUUUAGAGAGGAAACUAUUCAGUGAAUUUUUUUAAAUUAUAAAUAUUCAGCACUGAAAAACCAUAGAGAAUAUUCAGUAGAAGUUACAACAAGUUGCAUUUAUUUGCUUCAAUUAUAAUGGAUGAAACGUUAGCGGAGAUUUUGAGACACUGCAACCAAGAAAUGCCCUUUUGCACCCAGCGUUUUAAUUUGGUAUCUUGAUGAUUUGUCAUUGGUUUGUAAUUAUGAAUUUAAGUAAUAAAGGCAUUGUUAUAUUUUUAA